UGCCCACCCGUAUUCCCAAAACCAAAACACGAAGCCUGACGGUCUUCUCAUUUCUUUCGGUCGCUGACGAUAAGUUUUCGACUUCUCUUCUCUUUUUCGAUCUCUCUUUCGUUCGAUCAAUCGAUCUCAGUACUCUCAAUGGCGGAUCAGCUGACGGAAGAUCAGAUCUCGGAGUUCAAGGAGGCCUUCAGCUUGUUCGACAAGGAUGGAGACGCUAAAGAAGAAGCAGCUCAUCAGCACCAAUUUAUUUUGCAUGCUGCUUUAGAUAUUGUUCAGGACCUUGCAUGGACAACAAGUGCCAUGUUUUUGAAGGCCAUUGACAAGUUCAAUGACUUGGUGGUGUCUGUGUAUGUAACUGCUGGUCACACUAGAUUGAUGCUGCUUCAUGAUUCACGUAAUGAGGAUGGGAUAAAAAGUUUUUUCCAAGAGGUUCAUGAGCUUUACAUUAAGUCUGGUGCUCAACCGCCUCAACCGCCUCUCGAAGCCAGAGCCACCCAUGCUAGAACCUUGAAUUUGUUCAAUAAAUGGCACAGACGAAUUCUGACGAGAAAGCAAGCGCUGCUGCUGAAGCUGUUGUUGUUGUUGCUGCUGCUGCUGAAGUUGCUGAAGCUGCUGCUGCCGAAGCAGUUGUUGUUGCUGCUGCUGCUGCUGAAGCUGUGAUUUUGGUUGAUUUUGGUUGAUUCUGUAAUAUGUUUAUACUGUUUCCUUGCGUUGUGAUUAUUGUCAGUCGCAGCAUUGUCAAUUUGGGGGCUAAGAUUUACUUUCUCGUAAAAUCCCUCCCUUUUGAUCUUUGUUUCCUGGUCUUUUCUUUCUUCUGUCAUGAUCCUGUUCAUGUCUGAACAUUUGAAAGAUGGGAAAUAAGUAGACUAUGGUUGUGCUACUAUUUUGUUUAUAGACGAACUUACUACUCUUCUAGUUUAUCAAGUAAUUAAGUAGAUUGUCCUUACUAA
Messenger RNA from Asparagus officinalis (garden asparagus), 950 nucleotides. RefSeq names its product trafficking protein particle complex subunit 2-like. Bases 139 to 660 code for a protein of 173 amino acids. Gene Ontology annotation, cellular component: cytoplasm; TRAPP complex; nucleus. The transcript has 6 exons. Lineage: Eukaryota; Viridiplantae; Streptophyta; Magnoliopsida; Asparagales; Asparagaceae. The record is from RefSeq and is a predicted model, not a curated record. Gene Ontology annotation, biological process: endoplasmic reticulum to Golgi vesicle-mediated transport.